GCCGCAGCCUUCCAACUCACCACCGCCCACCAAGCCUCUCACAACCACCAGCGCAGCAUGGGUGACGCGGCCAUCGCCGUCAUGGAGGAGGAGGGGGAGCAGGAGCACAUCUUUCGGAGCAGGUUCCCGCCAGUGGCCGUGCCGGAUGGCGUCACCGUGCCGGACUUCGUGCUGGCGGGCGCAGAGGCCUACGCCGACAAGGUCGCCCUUGUGGAGGCCGCUCCCGGCGGCCGGUCCUACACCUACGGCGAGGUGGCCCGUGACGUCGCGCGGUUCGCCAGGGCUCUGCGAUCCGUGGGCAUCCGGAAGGGCCACGUCGUGGUGGUCGCGCUCCCGAACCUCGCCGUGUACCCCGUGGUGUCCCUCGGUGUGAUGGCCGCCGGGGCGAUCUUCUCCGGCGUGAACCCCCGCUCCCUCGCCGCCGAGAUCAGGAAACAGGUGGAGGACUCCGAGGCCAGGCUUGUGGUCGCCAACGAGGUCGCUUACGACAAGGUGAAGGACGUGGGCGUGCCGGUCAUCGGUAUCGGCGAACAGGGUCUCAUGGCCGGCGCGAUAAGCUGGGACGAGCUCCUCGCCGCGGCGGACCGCACCGGCCCGCCGGUGGUUCCGCUGGAACCGGUGCAGCAGUCCGACCUGUGCGCGCUGCCGUACUCGUCCGGCACAACCGGGGUGUCUAAAGGCGUGAUGCUGAGCCACCGCAACCUGGUGUCCAACCUCUGCUCGUCGAUGUUCGCCGUCGGGACGGAGCUGCUGGGGCAGGUGGUGACGCUGGGCCUCAUGCCGUUCUUCCACAUCUACGGCAUCACCGGCAUCUGCUGCGCGACUCUGCGGCACAAGGGCACGGUGGUGGUGAUGGACCGGUUCGACCUGCGGACGUUCCUGGGCGCGCUGGUUGCGCACCGGGUGAUGUUCGCGCCCGUGGUGCCGCCGGUGAUGCUGGCCAUGGUGAAGAACCCCAUCGCCGACGAGUUCGACCUCUCCGGGCUGGCCCUCAAGUCCGUGAUGACCGCGGCGGCGCCGCUAGCGCCGGACCUCCUGGCGGCCUUCCAGAGGAAGUUCCCCGGCGUGCAGGUGGAGGAGGCGUACGGGCUGACCGAGCACAGCUGCAUCACGCUGACGCACGCCGGCGACGACCCGGAGAAGGGGCACAUCGCCAAGAGGAACUCGGUGGGAUUCAUCCUGCCCAACCUGGAGGUGAAGUUCGUGGACCCCGACACCGGGCGGUCCCUGGCAAAGAACACGCCAGGGGAGCUGUGCGUCCGGAGCCAGUGCGUGAUGCAGGGCUACUACAGGAAGAAAGAGGAGACGGAGCGCACCAUCGACGCCAAGGGCUGGCUGCACACCGGGGACAUCGGCUACAUCGACGACGACGGCGACGUCUUCAUCGUCGACCGGAUCAAGGAGCUGAUCAAGUACAAGGGUUUUCAGGUUGCUCCUGCGGAGUUGGAGGCCAUACUCCUGUCCCAUCCUUCGGUCGAAGAUGCAGCCGUCUUCGGACUGCCGGACGAGGAGGCUGGUGAGAUCCCGGUAUCGUGCGUGGUGCGGCGGAGUGGCGCGGCGGAGAGCGAGGCGGACAUCAUGGCGUACGUGGCCUCGCGUGUAGCCUCGUACAAGAAGCUCCGGAUGCUGUACCUCGUGGACGCCAUCCCCAAGUCGGUUUCCGGCAAGAUCCUGCGGAGGCAACUCAGGGACGAGUUCAUCAACAUGAUCAAACCCGCAGCUGCUUAA
This is a messenger RNA of Aegilops tauschii subsp. strangulata, 1728 nucleotides long. RefSeq names its product 4-coumarate--CoA ligase-like 9. Gene Ontology annotation, molecular function: long-chain fatty acid-CoA ligase activity. NCBI's taxonomy places the organism in Eukaryota, Viridiplantae, Streptophyta, Magnoliopsida, Poales, Poaceae. The record is from RefSeq and is a predicted model, not a curated record. Gene Ontology annotation, biological process: fatty-acyl-CoA biosynthetic process.